This is a messenger RNA of Rubroshorea leprosula, 1082 nucleotides long. The record is from the annotation of a GenBank genome assembly. Lineage: Eukaryota; Viridiplantae; Streptophyta; Magnoliopsida; Malvales; Dipterocarpaceae.
AAUUUGAAUGCUCUCUUCAUACACGCUUCACCCCAAAAGAAAAAAACCUCUCCAGUUUUACGAGCAAAAGAGAAAAUAGGGUAAGCAUUUCCUUCUUUCUUCAGUCUCUGUCUCUCUCCUCUUCCCCAUUUUUAUGAACACCCCAAUCUUCAUAUAUAUCAUCAAAGGAUAAGUAGAAAUGGGACGUGGAAAGAUACCGAUCAGGAGGAUUGAGAACCAGACUACUAGGCAGGUCACCUUCUCCAAGCGCCGAGCCGGGCUUUUGAAGAAGACACAUGAACUAUCCGUGCUCUGCGAUGCUCAGAUCGGUCUCAUCAUCUUCUCCAGCACCGGAAAGUUGUGCCAGUACUGCACCGAGCCCUACAGAAUGGAACAAAUUAUAGAGAGGUAUCAGAGGGUCACAGGAACUCGUAUCCCCGAGGAUGAUAGCCGGGAGCAACUGCACAAUGAAUUGGCAAUGUUGAGGAAGGAAACUCGUCGUCUUCAACUGAGCAUGCGCCGCUACACUGGCGAGGACAUGACAUCUAUCCCCAUUGGAGAACUGGACCAGCUUGAGCAAGAACUCGAGUGUUCUGUCAACAAGGUCAGAGACCGAAAGAACGAGCUAUUGCAACAACAACUGGAUAAUUUGCGUAGGAAGGAGCGCAUACUCGAGGAAGAGAAUGGCAACAUGUAUCGUUGGGUUCAGGAACACCGUGCAGCAUUGGAGUAUCAACAGGGAGCGUUAGAAGCAAAGCCGGUGGAGCAUCAGCAACUUCUGGAUCAAUUCCAAUUCUAUGGUGAACCCAGCAGUGUUCUCCAGCUUGCCCCCAUUCCUCAACAGUUUCACUCAUAUCAACUCCAGCUUGCUCAGCCCAACCUUCAAGAUUCAAGCAUCUAGCGCCGCAACUGAGAGUGAUCAAGCAUUGUGAUUGAGAACGGUUGCUUUAAGUCUCAUGGUGAAGUACUCUAGAAUAAUUGUGUGUUUCUGAUUUGGCAUUUCCCUUAAGUUUAUAUAUUUACUGAAGGAUGAAUUAAUCAAUUGUGUUUGACUAUGUUUGCAAUUCUUGGAUUAAAUUAAAUAUCAAGAUUAGUGUUAUGAU